Molecule: messenger RNA, 1298 nt
Organism: Suillus fuscotomentosus
Lineage: Eukaryota; Fungi; Basidiomycota; Agaricomycetes; Boletales; Suillaceae
Exons: 2
Coding region: 38-1219 (393 amino acids)
Molecular function (GO): protein binding
Source: RefSeq, a predicted model, not a curated record
CCUCCAUCUUCAACAUCACAACCUCCUUCGUGUCAAUAUGCGAUCAUACGCCGAUUUGUCAGCCAUGUUGGGUACCAUUAGUCGCCUUCCGUCACAUGUAGUCAUGCGCGAGGCUUCAGACCCAAAUCAUGUCAACUAUCGUUACUGGCAACUCGUCCAAGAGAUGGCCAAGAUUGUGCAGUCCAUCGGUCCUCCCAGGGGAUCUUCAUCGCCUAUCGGGCGCCUGCCCACCGAAAUCCUCACUCAAAUUUUCCUUUACUGCAUCCCAGAAGACGCAAACUGGACGCCCGCGCCAGAUCUAGCCCCCAUGCAGUUGACUGCAGUAUGUCAACGAUGGCGGGAGAUUGCUGUGAACAUACCGAAUUUAUGGCGCAGGCUGCGAUUGGAAAUGGGGCACGGUGACUGGCAGCAGAGAGCUUUCUGCUAUGACUCCUACCUCAAGCGAUCACGGGGACGUCAACUGUCGUUGACACUCGAGUGUGAGAACAAUAACUGGACAGAGCUACGAAGCCUGCUCCAGCCAUACGUCGUCCAAAUAUCCUCGCUGCAUGUUGGAUUAUUCUCCGGUGCCAGCUCCUUUCCACUGGUGCUGGCGGACUUCGGCGGACUCGAGGAGCUGGUUAUAUACACGGACGGUUUUGGUCCUGUACCAGCUGUACCAGCUGUCGCGCACAUCGCGCACUCCAUCACGCAUUUGCCGCCCAACAUGCGCAGUCUCAGGUUAUUGGACACGAGGCUUGACUUCCAGGUGUUAUCGAGCCUCGAUUCUUCCUCAUGGGCCGGUCUCACAAAUCUUGAGAUUGUGGUAGAGGGACUAGUUUCCUUACCCUGCUUGCUCCGUCUUUGUCCCAAUCUUUCGUCGUUGACGAUGAUUGGAAUAUUCAUGGCGGCGCUCGAGACCUCCGGAAAUUUGGCGCACACCAAACUUCAGUCCUUGCGCAUUUCCGGCGAUUUACCUAUGAACACCGUCUUUUUUGGACUUCUUGGGCUAUUCGACAAAGUCACCCUCCCGAAUCUACGCAUCGUCGAAGUUCGCAAUAUAGGACGAUGGGCUCACGGAGAAUUCAAGGCGUUGAUAACACGGUCACAGUGUCCUCUAGAAAGCUUGAUCUUCAGCGGUGGAGUGAGGACGACUCCUCAGCAACUAGCAGAAUAUGUCACUCUUUUCCCAUCCCUCAAAUUAGUGAUAGAUCCUACGCGUUCCUCGCUUUUCCAAUAGACUGGGACAGUUUAUGUACAUAGUUAACGAAAUUAUGCUCACAUGAUUAUGCUGUAUGUAGCCUAUACUUACUCAUUGC